AUGACAUCUUUCAGUGGGUUACGUAUUUGUUUAAGCCUAGUCUUUGGAUGCCUUUUCUUAGCACUCGUUGCAGAGCUAUACUACUUGCUAUGGUGGAAGAAGAGAUUUGGCAACAAUGAUGAUUAUAGCAGCAACUAUGCUAAGGAAUUAUUUCAUCUUAUUUGCUGGAAGAAACCCUCCUCUUCCAGAAAUAACAUUACUCAAGAUGGUGUGAGAGAUCCAGAAGCUCCUUGCCAAGAACCAGACCUAGAAUUAGGCACGAGCAAAGAUUUGCUUAUAAAAGCAUUUGGUGAAGAAAGUGUGGAGUCUGAGAUCAUGAGGCUUCACAAUCUCUGUGGUCCACCAAGAUUUCUCUUCACUAUAAAAGAGGAAACAAAGGAGGAUUUGGAGUCUGAUGAUGGUAAGUCUAGAGGGGAUAGGAGCAGGAAAGGGUCAAGGACACGAAGCUUGAGUGAUCUUAUGGUCACUAUUGACACCCCCUUCCUUACUCCUUUGGCUUCUCCACGUUUUAAAUCUCCUCCUUUCAAUGGUUUGGAUUCUUAUAAUCACCAUGGAUUCAAUCCACUCUUUGAAUCAUCAAUGGAAGCAGAGCUUGGCAGGCUAAGAUCGUCCCCACCUCCAAAAUUCAAGUUUUUAAGGGAUGCAGAGGAGAAACUGUUUAGAAGGCUAAUGGAAGAAGCUGAGAAAAGGGCAUCCAAAAAUCGUGUUUCUGUUCAAGAUUCAUCAGAGAUUAAAGUACCUAAUUCAACCAUGAUAACAGAAGAGACAGAAGGGUCUUUUUUAGGCUUUAUUGUUGGCAAGAACAAAGAAAGUGAAAUUCUACAUCACCUGCCACAAUAUCAUUCAAGCUCUUCUCAGGUACUUCCAUUGGCUUCUUCCCCUACAACAUUCAGACCACUAGACAAGAAGCCCAUGGUGCAUUAA
Messenger RNA from Dovyalis caffra, 924 nucleotides. Lineage: Eukaryota; Viridiplantae; Streptophyta; Magnoliopsida; Malpighiales; Salicaceae. The record is from the annotation of a GenBank genome assembly.